Messenger RNA from Porites lobata, 17198 nucleotides. The record is from the annotation of a GenBank genome assembly. Lineage: Eukaryota; Metazoa; Cnidaria; Anthozoa; Scleractinia; Poritidae.
CAAGUGUUUAUGCAAAGAUGGCGGGCAAAGUUGGAGCAGGAAAAUGUCUGUAAAAAUCCGCUAAAAGUUUCCACUUUUUAACGGGGUUAUGAGUCUUAUGAGACAAGUAAGCCUUCUGGCAGCUGGCUGCCAGCCAUGGAACCUUGAUGUGUGCGCAGCAAGCUGUAAUGGGGAUCGAUUUGCCUACUGCGCGACCCUGGCGGUUUACGUUUACGAGGUAUGAAGUCGUUUUGCGUUCCAAAACCAUGGUUCCCUUUCUAUCUUCAGUUUAUCGCCGAUUUCAGUUUUUUUUUCACUCUGUUUAUAUUUUGGAUAAAGAGAAAAAUAGUAUUAAUUUGAUUCGUUAAAACUUGAUUCACUUGUUGAAGUGACUUUGGAUUGUUGAAUGUUUAUAUUUGCCAUUGGUUACAUUAAUCCGCGGUCGCGGUUUGUGGAAUGCGUAUGACUGGUCAGUAUUCCGAUGUUGCUAGGUAAACACCCUCCCAUCUCACCGUCUUUUAAGAGGAGCUGAUACUCUCUUCUGAGAAGAUGGUUAAAUAAACAAAUUGUCAUCGUUAAUUUAUUUUAUCUUGCAUGAUGAGUCUAUUUACUUCCAAAUUCUACUCUUCUAGAUUAAAGCUUAUUUACCCAAAUGUGGGAGCAAGGCGACGUUCUCUGCCAGACAAAUUUUUCUUUAUUAAGCAGCGGCUUAAAAAUUCCUGCUAUUUUUUCUCUUGUAGAAACAUUUUGUGACAACGGAAGUGUUCCAUUUUGAAAUGUUGCGUUUAGCUCGCUUCGUAUAUGAAAUGAUAGCUUCGUCUCCCGCCCCUCACUGAUGAGCACAUUUCCAUUGUCCCUAUUCCCACUUGUUCCAAUUUUCAGUAAAAUUGGUGAUUCUUAUUGGAAUAUUAUUGUUACAUUUUGCACAUCCUAUGCAGUAGGCAUACUUAAUUAUAGCAUCUUUGGAGGUUAUCUGUCAUCAGGUAGAAAGAAUAAUAUUAUAAUUCUUUACAUUUAUUUAAAUUAUCUGAUAGGUAUGGUGACUUAGGCGUACUACCUAGGCAUAGUGUUUUGUAGACUUCCGAAUAUCAUUUCCACAUUCUGGGGGGCAUCUUAUGCAUACCUGGAGCUUGAAGAAUAAUAUUAUGACCACCUAAUCCUGUUUUUAUUUUUUUAUUUUUGUCAGUUGGAUCGCCAGUUUAAUGAAUUUCGUCUGUCAGCCAUUUUAGCACAGCACAAGAAGACAGUCACGUGCCUUGUUUGGCAUUCCAAAAACUCUGACAUUCUUGCAACAUCCAGCAAUGAUUGUAGAAUUUGUAUAUGGAGUGUCUCACAACAGAAAGUAAUCAGCGCCUUGGACAGCUUCAACUCUGUGCCAGUAUGUAUCGGAUGGUGUCCUCAUGACCAGGAUUCAAUAGCUUACAUUAAUGGGCGUGGACCGAUGCAAAUAUGGAGCUACACUGCCCCUGCUGAAAAGAUAGUGUCAAAGUAUCUAGAAUCUGUGACAUUUUUUUCUGAUGUGAGCCAAUUUCGCUGGAACCAUAAAAAGCAAGGAAAACUUGUUUUUGGUCAUGUUGAUGGCAGUAUAACUGUUAUAAAUCCUGGCCAGAAACCUUUCAAGCAUUAUUUAAGACCUGAGACUGUUGAAGAUCAGGAUGAAGAGGACCCUGUGACAAGUCUUGAAUGGGACCCGCUAUCAGUGGAUUACUUGUUAGUUUCCAAUGCCUAUCAAGGAACAAGAUUGAUUGAUACUGACUCCAUGACGGUUAUCAUGAAUUUUAAAUUACCAAGUUCAGCAACAAAAAUUCACACUUUGGCUUGGGUUCCCUCGGCACCUGGGAUAUUUGUGACAGGAGGUAGUUAAAAUAUAUCAUGAGUUUAUGUAAUCAUACUUACAUUGUUUUGACUGAACAGUUGUGCAGUACAGGAAACAUAGUGGGCCUACUGUGGACAUGUUUAGGAUUGAAUGAGCCUGUCAAUAAAAGCCCCUCUCAUCCCACCCCACCAUCAGUGACAUUUCAUUAGAAAGAGUUCCUUGUGGCAGGAAGCAAUGAAAGGUGGUUCUAUUUGCAGCCCAGGAAGAAAAUUAGCAUUUAUGUGGUGAUCAUCGAGAGAGAAAUAUAUAAGUGUAAAUGAACUAUAACCCUAACCCUAACCUCAUUGUUAACCCUACACUGACUCAUAACUUGACUCAUAACUCAGUAACUCAUAAAAGCUGUUAAACAAGCUUUCUUUUGGUGGUCGUAAAUGAAAGUUUCCGCUAAACAUGCAUACGUCAGACAAAUAUAUUGAAAAUUAAAAUGAUAGCUGGGCUGUGCUCUAGUAUUAUGGAGUAAUAGUUUUGAGAUCCCUACAAUUUUUCUGUAAAGCACAGCUGGAGCUUUGAACCUAGUCAAAUAUAAUGUACUCUCUAUCCUGAAGAUUUGAUUAAUAGACCAACAUUGGAAGGACCUGUGGAGAGUGUGCCAGGAAGUUCAAUGAACAUUAAUUUCUUAUCAUUUAUUUCAGACUCCCAAGCUGGAAUUUUGCGCAUAUGGAAUGUGUCAAAAAGCACCUCUAUGACAAACAUUAAGCUUAAAAUGACUGGUUUUCAUGCACUUAUUGUAGUGGAACCAUCACAGAGCAUUUCGCCAACCAAUAAUAAUGAUCAUAGUUUUGUUGGAUUGUCUUCAACUUCUGCUGCAAGUGAAGCUCCAUCUUCACCCAAUCAAAUUGCAUAUGCUCUGCCUCCUGCCAGAAUUCUUUGCACAUUUCUUGAUGGUGGUGUUGGACUGUAUGAUUUAGGGAAAAGGAAAUGGAGUUUCCUUCGUGACAUGGUGAGUCUAGUUUCUGUAUCCCUUAGAAUUAGAUCAAAUGCCAAAGGAUGAUUUUUGUGUUACUAGUUAAGUGAUACAUUUCUUGAUCUGGUUUAGCAAUAAUUAAUGUCUGUAUACCUUCUUAUCCUUUUUUAAUUUGAUCCAUAUCGAAUUUUGUCAGGGUCAUAUUGAGACAAUAUUUGACUGCAAGUUCAAACCUGAAAAUCCAGAUUUAUUGGCUACAGCAUCAUUUGAUGGAACAAUAAAGGUCUGGGAUGUCAACACCAUGACUGCAGUAAGUAUUUGAAGUCACUCAGUCUCGGGCUUUGUUUUCUUUGUUUUCUUUGAGGUUAUGUUACUGUACUCACCAAUGACUGGGGUGUUUUUUUGUUUUACAGGUACAUUCUUCUCCUGGAAAUGAAGGAAUAAUUUAUGCCCUUUCCUGGGCUCCUGGUAAGACUUUCUAAGACAUUAUAGUUUAAUUCUUAAAUGUAAUCAAUUUAAAAAUGAUUAUAAGUACUGUUAUUUAUCAUAAUGAAUUAUUGUGAUAUGUGUUACCCUUGUAGGGUUAAUCUAAGGUCUUACAGUAGUGCUAAAAUCAGUAAACUACUGGCUCCCUCAAAAUAUGAUUGAUUCCUUUUGAAUUUGAAAUUAGGUCAUGUGACCCUUGUGAGAAUCCCCAAAAAGGGUCAUCUGACUUUUUCCUUUUUCAAAUGCAAUAACAACGGUUUGUAGCUCAAAUCCUCUAACAUUGCUAGAAUAGAACUCUGUUAACCCUUUAAGUCCCAAUGGUGACCAACAUCAAUUUUCUCUUAACCAUAUCCAAAGAUUGUCAACAGAUUAGGAUAUGAGAAUUAAUAAAUUGAUCAGCUAAGAGAAAAUGCUUUGAUCUUGUAUCAAAUUCUCUCAACACAUUCUUUAAGGAAAUGUAUAGAGUUCAGUUUGGAGAAUUCAUAUGCGGAUAUUGGGGCUUAAAGAGUUAAAUCUCUCUGCCAGCUCCACCUUUUCGGGGUCCCCACAUAGCCAGUAUGAUCCAUGGUUUUGUAAGAUUAUAAUGACUCGUUCAACAAUGCUUACUUUUUACUUUUUGUGCUGUUGUUGUUGUUGUCAUUUGUAGUUAUUGCAUAUUGUUUGCUAAUAAGAUUGUGUAAAAAUAAUAAUAAAAAGAUUGUAAUGGCUAACUUUCUUAGUAAAUUUUCAAAUGCAGCACUUAACUUAAAAACUGUUUUAUAGGAGAUGUGAAUUGCAUUUGUGGAGCAACAGCAAAAAAUGGUGUCUUUAUCUGGGAUAUAAACAAAGGGAAAAUAAUCAAGAGGUUUACUGAGGUAAGUUAACCCAAAAAGUGUUACCACAGGUAGCACUGAGUUUGCAGAAUAUUAAUGCAUGCAUGUAAUGUUACAGGUAAUUAGUUGGUUCUUCUUAUUUUUUUUCAAUAGCAUGGUAAACAUAACAUUUACAAUGUGAGCUGGAAUCACAAGGAUUCGCGAAGGAUAGCAUCCUGUAGUUCUGACAAAUCAUGGUGAGCCAUAUUUACUGGGCAUUUGAUAUAAAGGUUUUUUUGGUGGUAAGUCAAAUGAGAAGUAGUCAAUAAUUAUAAGUUGUGUUCUGCAAAAUGUUAAUUUGCACUUUUAAGUGAAACAACUGAAAAGUGACUUCACGCAAACUUCAUUUUUUUCUGCUUAGUUACUGCAAUUCGAGUUGUAAAUAAAAUAAAAAAAUACCUUAUUUUGGGAACUUGAUAUGCUAUUCGAGGUAAUAGUACAGUAUAAAUUAUGAUUACCUCACACUGUAAAUAAUGUUCACUUUUUAGUGUUGUGCGACAUGUUGAUGGCACUUUGGUCAAGAGAUAUAAGCACCCUGGAUCAGUUUAUGGCUGUGACUGGAGUUUGAACAACAGGUAAAGAUGCAAAUAUAUUUCACAAAAGGGAUUAAUAAUAUAUAGUUAUCAGUAUCAAACUUGAUGCUUUUAUCUGAUUUCAGGGACAUGAUUGCGACAGGCUGUGAAGAUAAAUGUGUCAGAGUGUUUUAUGUUGCUGCAAGCACUGAUCUUCCUUUAAAGAUAUUCUCUGGUAUGCAUAUUGUUUAAUUUGCCAAAACUAAACUGAAUUUAAAUAAAGUAAAGAAGCAUGUAGAGAUGAUAUACUGUAAUCCUUGGGGAGAUAUUUCAUAUUGAGGCAUAUCUUGCUUGUCCUUGAAUUCAUUAAAUACAUAUUAAUCAUUAUUAAAAACUGAAUCAUUGGAUAAUGCAGUUCUAGAGCUCUGAUUGCCUAUGAGCUAUCUUUUGUUGAUUUGGAGGUUAAUUUCCUUAGGUCACACAGCAAAGAUUUUUCAUGUGAAAUGGAGUCCCAUACGUGAAGCUAUUCUCUGCAGCGGGUCAGAUGAUGGGUAAUAAACUUUGUUUUCUUAUUUCUACCUUUCAUUGUGGGCUGUUAAAUUUCUAGUAUCAAUUCGUAAGCACUGUUCAUAGUAUUGUAUUUAUGUAAUCUGUUUUAUGUCUGUAAGCACUGUAAGUACCUGUUCUUGUGAAGAUGGCAAUAAAACAGUAAUUAUUAAAUAAUAAAAACAAUUCCAUCCCAUCUGGCCUGUGCUUCGUGAUAUUCAGAUAUUUGUGAUUUUUAGUGAAUACUAAAGCAGUUUUGAUUUGUAGAUCAUUGAUAAGCAAAUUAUGACUUACAGGUAGCCUUAACAAGCUGUAGUAAUUUAUUUAUUUGUUUUCCUGUUUUGAGCAGCACCAUAAAAAUCUGGGAUUACACUGAGGUAAGACACUUAUACUGUCUUCAACAUAAUUUGUAUUUUUAGUUAAAUGAAAAAGUUAGAUUGCCAAAAAAUUCUCAUACCUUGAUACAAUGCCGCUACCAUACAUUUGUACAGUGUUGAGUAGGAGACAAAAAGCGUACGGUUUCACAGAAAGUAACCAGAGCUGGUUCUAAACUGUAUAGGGAGCACAGAAUACUUAAUUUCUUUGGUUAUUGUAACACUUUACAUUUGAAUAAGAUUGACAUUGUUCCCGUUUUCUCCAUAGGACUCCUGUAUUAACACGCUUCAAGGACACACAGCACCUGUUAGAGGUCUACUCUGGAGUCCAGAGAUCCCAUACCUGCUGAUAUCUGGAAGCUGGGAUCAUGCGAUUAGAAUAUGGGAUACAAGGUAGUGGACAUAAUUCUUUCUGUAUGCAAAAGGUGGUCAGCUUGGAAAGUUUGUUGGACUUUGAUUCCCUCACAAAGGAAUUAACAAAAUGUUGUUACAUCUGUAUGAAAUAACACUUCAUUUCGUUUUUAAGAGAUGGAUCUUGCUUAGAAACCGUUUUGGAUCAUGGAGCAGAUGUGUACGGUAUGUAGCCAUACUUUCAUCACACACAGGCCAAAGUUACUUAUAGGGGCUCUAUAGAGGGGGCGUAUGAAUCAACGAACGGAGAUUAUUUUCCUUGUCCAAUGCCACGCCCUUCAUUAGAGCUCCACCAAUGCUUACCUCAUCUCUAGAAACUUUUUUAUUGUUCUAAGAGGUUUUUUUUCAAACAAGUUCGCAGAGAGGAUAACAAUUUUUAAUGAAUUCUUCAUUUCGCUUCAUGCUAGCCACAGCCUUCCGAGAUACGCAUUAUGUUGUCUUGUUUCUGAAAUUCUUUUGCGUAUUCUCUACUCCGGCGUAGAGGUCACCUUGGCUGGAUAAAUCUUUGUGAACCUGCGUUCUAUAUACAUAUAUAUAUAUAUUUUUUACCAUAACAGGUUUUUUAGUAACUUACUGUACAUUUUGUUAAUUGUAGGCCUGACUUGUCAUAGAUUCAGACCGUUCACUGUAGCAUCGUGUUCACGUGACUCAACUGUCCGGAUCUGGUCUUUGUCGCAUUUGGCCUGCUCCUUACAGAUUGACGUCCUGGCCAAAAAAUCUUUGGAAGAGAUCGUCACACCCAAUACAGGUAUGGUAUCUACACAGAUAUCAGAGAUUUUGUGUGUUUGAAGAAAAGUAAUUUCAUGGCAAAAAAAAUUACUCAGGAAAUCACAAGUUUUACUGAAUUGACGACGUUUUGCCUCUUGUAAAAACGACUCAACAGUUUUGAAAACUGACUACAGAUAUAAAUCGCUACGGUCACAAUCUUUAAUCGAAGAACAUCACAUCCCUCGAAGCUUAUAAAACGAGCAUAGAUAAAUAAACAAACAAAUAAAUAAAGCGUUGUGUAAGGUAGAAGAAUUUAACGGACGUUUUUGGUUUCCAUAGAAACGGCCAUGUCAAGUGGAGGCCCCCCGCUGUUAAAUGGACGAGUCUCUCGUGAACUGAAAGCGACUGUUUCGACUAAAGGCGACAAGUCUCAUAUGUCAGCAAUCAAACUUCUUUCGGAUUUCUUUACGGUAAUUCCAGCUGCAAUUUCUUUCUUGUUAAUAUUGCUACCCCGGCUUUCUUGUCCUUUGCAUGAGACGAAUGAAACUCCUAAAGUAGUGGGUCCACGGUUGCAUUGAUUAUAAAAUAGCAGAUGCCGAUUUCCGUUACUGAAAAAGAAUACUCUUCCUUUAAAGACUCUUGGGCCAGGAAAUUUCUCUCGCCAAAUGGGAAGUUUUUUUUAACAAAAUAAGAAAGGGUUUUCGUAACUUUUUAACUUGGAGUAAUGUUACAACAGAAACUGCUAUUGGAAUUUCUGCAGUUUGAAAAAUAGUCUUCAACGUCGCUUGACAGUUUUAUUCACUCCUGUCUUUAAUAUUUGUUAGCUGCCAAGAAAGACGAAAACCUUCCAGAAAUGAAUAUUUUUCCUUUUUUUCUUUCACUUUUUUAUUACUCAGCCUCCUUGUGGAGGGCGCAACUUGUGGGACUUGGUUUUAGUACUGUGCGAUGGUGAAGAAAGUUCAUUACCAGCAUCUUACAGCAAAGGAAUUAUUCACAGCAAACAUCUAAUCAAGUAUAAGGCAGUGAGUAUACUUUUGCUGUUAGUUCAAGCUCAGGUUUUUUGUCAUUUACUCGCUUUUUCACGUUUGUUUGUUAAUAUUACAGUUGAUAUUGAUCACUCUUCAGGUCGCUUUCUUUGUUUGAUCAACUCGAAAAAGGGCAACAAACUUGUGCUUGUAAUAGACAUACUCAAAACCGUGCUGACAGAGAGAAGCUUUCAGUGACUAACUUUAUUGUGUUUUUAAGUCCGAAGCACAGGAAUUAGAAACAGUGCGAACAAGCAGAGCAGGAAGGAUGAUGGCCAAGAGGGAAGACAGAAUAAGAGAAGCCGCCAGUUUGCAAGUGAAGAUCGGUCAGCUACAAAGAUACUGUGAACUUAUGGUCGAACUCGGCGAGGUAAACCAUAGGGCGCCUACAACAAAUCUGAACGGUCCGCUUGCCGGACUGGUCAUUUUGAACAAUUAAAUGGGCUUUUUACUAGAGUUUUCGUAAAACACCCAUCAAUGCCGUGCAUACUACAUGGACUGUGAUCUGGUUGUACCGUCUAGAUAAUGGUUAAAGGGGCACCUUCAACCAGUGUGCAUUGCGGUCUUGCACUUCACCGAAAUUUGCUGUAAUACAGAAAUCACGAACGUUCUGAUUGUGUUUGAAAAUCGGAUUGUAUCUUCACAACCUAAGGAAAUAGCAGUCUUUGAUACCCUUCUUAAAAGAAACAUAGAUACAAUCCUGUUAUCAAACACAGAAAUCACGAUGUAUUACAGGAAACGAUUUCGGUGAAGUGCACGACCGCAAUGCACACUGGUUGAAAGUGCCCCUUUAAAUUCUCGUAACGACUGGACUGGUCUUACCGGCCAUGUCUGAAUCACGGUGAGCGCUCCUGCAUCGCACGAGAGACAACUAAUUAUACAUUUAAACGUGCAGUGCACUUUUGGACAGCAUGAUAAAUUUCGUUAUCGGUGAUUUUUUAGUUGCUGGUUGUCUUAGUGAACGUGAUGACUUUUUUUUAGACGUCAUUCAAAUCAUUCCUUCAUCACCAUGGCCAUCAUUAUCACCAUUGUCAUCAUCAUCAUCAUCAUCAUCAUCAUCAUCAUCAUCAUCAUCAUCAUCAUCAUCAUCAUCAUCGUUAUCAUCAUCGUCAUCAUCAUCGUUAUCAUCGUUAUCAUCAUCAUCAUCAUCAUCGUCAUUAUCAUUACCGUCGUUAUCCUCCUCAGCACCAAUCAAUAUUAUCGUCUUCAUCACAAACAUAAACGACCACAGGAGCCCAUCGUGACAACCAUUAUUAAGGUAUUAUCUUAUCAUCAGCAUCAUCGUGGUCACCGUCGCUGUCGUCUUCAACACCAUUACCUCUGUCUUUUGCAGAUAAUUAUUCCACCCUGGCCGUCUGUAUAGAUCCUCAUUCUCAGUACUCUUUAUUAUUUGUUUACUUAAUAGUGGGACAGGGCUUUAGCAAUGGCACCAGGGGUGUCAAUGGAUUACUGGAGAGAGUUGACGGAAAGGUGCGGAAACAAUUCUCAAAUUCCUUUUUUGGUAAUCUUUUCAAGCUUUAUUGCCUUGAUUACUGGUAAAGUAGACUAAACGGUAACUCAGUCUGCCUAACCCUUCCGUGGAAGCAAGUCCAUCCGUGUUCCUUUCACUUUUCCCGUUAGUAACAUAGUAUUUUGUUGGGAUGCAGCCACGCAAAAAUAUGCAUCACUAGAAUUCGCCACUUAAGAAACGAGAGGCCGAGUUAACGUUCGCAAAGACCUCUGGGACUGCUACUAGGCAGAGGGGAAAAAUUGGCCAAUAGCUGACCGACGCGUCCCCAGUAACCAUCCCAGAAACAAUUGCGCGGCACAUUUCGGCUCCAGUCCUCUUCUCUUUUCUAAAGUUCCAAAAAAAAGCAAGUUGGAUUUGUAAUGCGAAAAUGUGUGAUGCAAAUCUAAGCGUUUUUGCUUGUGUCUUCGUUAACAACAUUAGUAUGGCUAUGCUGAUUUUAUCCCGAUUUGUUUGCUGUUGAACUUUGUUGUAGACGCACUGCUCAGCUCAUGAGAGAGGACAAUGAUGCAGCUGUCCCUUACUGCGCUGCUUUGGGAGAUGCAAACAAGGUACCGGCCAUCACACAAUGACAUGAUUGACUUUUUCUCACAUUUCGUUUUCUUUCUUCAUUUUUAUUCUUUUUCUCAGACUUCCUGCACAUGAAUUCACUUCUUCACUUUAGAAGGUUCUCAAUUUACAACCCGAAAAAAACAACAACAGCAGCAACAAACAAACAAAGAAACCAAAACCGAGUUAAUCCAGCAGAAUAACGUUUUGUCGGCGAUACGAUAUCCUAGCUCAAGUUUUGCUCGUUCUUUUCAUUUCCAGUUGGUUUCAUUCUUUACGUCACGUGGCCAGCUUCAUGACGCACUAUUGGUUGCUCAGGUGGCGUGUGAGGGAGGCAUUUCAUUACCGCCGAAGAAAGAAGCGAAACCUCUGGAUCUUAAGAAAAACGACAUUUUACCUUCGCUGACAAACUUUAUGACCGAUGAGAACAAAGGGUGAGAAUUGUAAUGCAGUGAUGUUUUAGUGCUGGAAGCAAGGCUUCUUUCAUGCUGCAAAUAACAGUUUUCUAACACAGUUAACAAAUCGGUGAUGUUUAGUUGUUGCUUAAACGUUUUAGUAAAUGAAAUAUGAGCGAGCGACGAUUCGUUAGUGAUGGUUGCAACGUUACUCUUCUUGUCGUUCAGUUCAACUUUUGAAGUUUUUUUAGUAAGUGAAACUUGAGACUCGAAAAACAAAAAUCCAAGUUUUCCCAACAGAAGUGGAACCAAUAGCCUACACAAGAGGCGUUAUUACAGGCACUUAAGCUCGCCCUAAAGCCCGCCAGAGAGAUCCUGGUAUUUCCUGUGGUUGCUAGUCCAGAUGCUUUACCUCUGAACUAUUAGAAAUUCAUGGGACAAUACUGGGAAUUCAUCGUUUGUUGCUACAUUUUGUAGGUUACUUCAGUCCACGAGCACAGCAUUAGCAGACUGGUAUUUCUACAGUGGGCAGCCUGUGUUGGCUGCUUGUUGUCAUCUGGCCGUUGGUGAUGUCAAGGUUAGAGCUCAUGAAAGAUUUUAUAUAAAUUGCCUUAUUGUGUAGCCUUAUCAUGAAACCUUACUAAGUAAUAUGAGUUGAAGUCACAAAUCUCCAUGGGUAGUUUUCGCUAUACCGGCCUUUGCACAACUUUGCGUUAUUUCAAAACUCUAGCAAACACGUUUCCACUUUUCCAAAACUCUUAAGUCUCUAUCCGCCUGUAACCUCUCCCCCAAGAACUGAAUUAACUGGAUUAACUAAAGAAGGGCCCACAUGAGAAAAAGCGAUUUUCUUGUUUAGAAGUAAACUCAUUCUUUUCAGUUGGAUUUGAUUUGUUACUUUAAGAUGUAUCUUUGUGGAAUACAUUACCACCUAAGUGUAUUUCUCAUCUUUAACAAUUAUAAUUCUGUAUAACUUAAAUUCUCUAAUAAUUCUAAAAUGUUAUUUUUCAUUAUUAAGAUUAAUUAUUUGCACAUUUUAUUCAACAGUUACUUGAAAAUGUCACAGAUAUGACCCCAGUGGCGGAUCCAGGCGAGGAGCCCGUGGGGGGGGGGGGGGGGGGCUGGCCCCCUUAUCUUUGGACCAAACUGAGGCUUAAAGUGCCGAAAAAAAUUUUUUGAGGCCGCCCCCCCUAUUCUUAGGGUCUAGAUGACCCCCCCCCUGAUCUGAAAGUCUGGAUCCCGCCAUUGGCCCCGGCUACCAAAUAUAGACAUGUUUAUGUGCUUGUAUGUUGACGUCAUUAGCAUGAUGCCCUGUUUGUUUUCAGUUUGCGUUAUCCAAGCUCAUUCGAGGCAACGAACUUGAACUCGCUGUCAGCAUAGGAAUGGUGCUAAAUGAUGACAGCCAAAUGUAUCACCUAGCUGUAGAAUUUUUGGCAAGAAAAUGUGAAAGAUUGGGCAAAUGGUAAGAGCUUGAAUCAUCUACACCGUUUUACAUGUUUAAAAGCAGAAUGUAUUUGUUAUUGCUGUUCCGACCUCUUGCCAGUUCGGUGACUCAGAUGCUAUUUUUGUCUCUAUUUAUUUUAGGGACUCUUGUAUUGCCUUACUGAAGUUAUUACCAUCCAGCGGAAACUACCUGGUCAAGUCAUGCGCCAGAUGCCAGGGAACAGUUACGGAAUUAAACGAAUUGCACGAAAAGGUAACUUAACUUCGUUACUGUUACAGUUGGCAUAUUUCAAUGCAUCAGCAUGCAAACACUACCACUGAAAAGAACUAGUCACUCUAGAGUUUCAGCUUCCAGAAUAUCAAAAAAAUACAUAUUAUACAACGUCAAACAAAAAAACUUUCAAUGAUCCCAGUUUAAGAUUUCAUAUUUGAACUCAAAAGGUAGAACCCGCACUUUGCACUGCAGCUUCGAACACAGAUACUGCUCAGUAGCCUUGAUAUUUUGAUGGUCAUACCUUGGAUCUUAUCCUCUUAAAGGCUACAGCGAGACAAAUAUAUGGGCUUAUAAUAAAAACUAAUACUCAAUCUCUUACGGUGGUGAUGCGUUCAGUAUCAACUUCAUAAGUGAUGUAGCGUAACUUUUCUUUUGUUUUUGUGUGAUCACUUAUCAGGCAGGGUUACCAAGUGUGGAGGAAUGUUUGCAGAAAGCAGAACAGUUUUGCGAUGAGAACAAAUUCCUGGAAGCCAUGAAGUAUUACCUUGUUUCUUCUUCACCUGAGUUAGCGCUUGAUAUCGGCCUGAAUCUUGUGCGAGGUAAGAUUGCCGGCGGUCCUGGGUUCGAGUUCCUCUUCAGCCAACAGCUGUACUCGGUCGUACCUGGUUCAAAUCCUCACCCAUGUUUGUUAUUUGCCAUCUGGUGGCCUCUUGUCAGUUGGGCCGGGUUGUUCUGUUUGCAUUAUUUGUUUGUUAUUUCCUGAUAGGGGGUUUACCUCAGUGUAAGAACUUGUGAACUUUUUCUUUGUUUUGCACGUUAUGUUUUUCUAGGUUCUACAGUGCUGACUUCUUUGUUUUCAUCGUUUUACGUCAUCCGUAAGGUUAACAGGUUCUUACACCGAGGAUGAGCUCUGAUAAGAGUGCCUGAAAACUAGCUAGAGCAGCGACUUGCCUAUAAGUCGAAAUCAAAAUUUUUUCCGAGCGCAAACCGAAGCGGGCCUACUACCGGAACCGGAAAUGACAAGCGUAGGACUGUGGGCAAGUCUACAGCGAAGCGUACUUCAACUGUAAACAAAGCAUUUACCAUUUAUUGGCGUUAUAUUUUCUUCGAACUUUACCAUAUAUAUUGUUAAUGCAAAGGUUUCUCGGUAUGUAAGUAAUCAUUUUACUUGUUUUAGAUGCCAUGAGAAAACCCUAUUGGGUGCUGGAUGAUAUACUAGGUGUGGUCCAAUUAAUGUCGUGUAUCAGGACAGACCGCUUACAGCAAAACAGGAUUUCCAAGUAAGACAUUUUUAGCGGAAAAUACAUUACUGGUAUUUACACGGAACUAACCCAGUUGUACUGUUUUAUUAUAAAAACGACUUGACAUCCAGACCUUUCGUCUGACAACUGCCCCCAUUUCUGACUAACAGCUAAAAUUAAGGCUGUGGAUCAUAGAUGUCUGCGGUAAUGCAACCUUCCCUCAAAGAUCAUGUUGUUUAUAUCCAAGAUUGCCAUGAAAGUAAAGAGACUUUUUGGAUGGGUAUCCUUUCAAUCCAGUGUGACCAUCCAUCCACCCAGCUUGAUAGCUGACUUUAUGCGUUUUUUUUUUAAAGAAGGAAACAAAACAAAACAAAACUGUUAAAAAAAAAAAACACCCAGUAGGACCGGAGGAUCUUGUCGUUAUCUACCUUGAAUAUAUGCACUGAAGGAGUGUUCAAGAUAAUUUUAACCCACGGCGAUAAUUUUGUCGUUCCUCCGAAUAGGCAAAGACAAGAGCUUCUUGCACUGAGUGCAUACGUUGGAGCGCUGUUAGCAAUAAGGAGAAAGUACGAUCCAAUCGUCCAUCCUCUGUUUAAACACGCUAGGUAAGACUGAAUUUAGUUUUCAAGCGCGCUUGGUAAACAGUUCCAGCAUAAUUUGUUAAUCGAUUUUUGUGUUUAAAUGUCAGUUUUCAUUAAAAAUUCAAAAGGCAAUGUUAACUCCUUUUUAUCUGAUGUUUGUUUUGCAAUAAAACCGCGAGUGCUUAGCGAGCUGGUUUUGAAGAGAAUCAAGGCUGGCGAUGACCUUGCUUUGACUCAACCAUCACUGUCUUCGUAUAUGGAAGAGGGGUUCGCUUUCUAUUCUGACGCUCAUUAACAGUUUGCACAUUUUUAUGUCUGUGCGCAAAUUAGCACGACUCCCAAAGUAGUUCCUCUGACCACUUCCUAAAAGCCUUUAUUUUGUUACCCUGCGAGCAGUUAGUAGAGAGCUUCUGAUUUGAGGAGGAGAUCGAGUACGAGAUUUAAGUUAAAGUUUUUGCGCGUGUUCUCAAAAACAAGACUGCCCGGAAAGCUUCAUUUUACUUUAUUCCACCAAAAAAGUUAUUAUUAGUACGGUUAUUGUACUCCCCCGAUAGCAAAAUGAUAAAAUUCCGAACAUUUGAUAACUUGUUUUCGCCACUACGACAUUCUCGCUAAAACUCGUAGAAGAAUGACGAUGGCCAUCACAUUUUCCCGCCAAAAUGACGUUGGUUCGCGCACGCGCACCACUUAGUAUUGAGAAAAUCUCGUUCUCAUAGUUCUUAUCUUUGAAUCUAAAGCUCUCUAAUACGCUACUUGGGACGGCUUCGUAAAUGCUAACAGCCAUGCUGGAAAGAAACUUCUGCUCAACCUCAUGUCAAAUUCAUUUGAUUUCUUUCUAUUCAAGGCAACUGUUUCACACGGACAAAGUGGACUUGGCAGUCACAACUUCUCAACUUGAAAUGGAAUCAGAAGCAUGGCUCGCAUUCAAACAACCUCUCAAGUGAGUAGCCAGUCUCCACUGAAUUCUCUUCCUGGUUUGUAUUCAGAGUCACAGGACACCUGCAUUACAAGAGGGUAACCCUGUGUUGUAGCAUAAAGCAGGUAUCAGUAUUGCGCUACCCCCUCCCUACACCUGGAUGGUAGGUUAGUCUAUCGCAGAGGCACCCAUGGUAUGUUUUCUGAUUCGCUGUCUGAUAUUCUUUAUUUCCAGUCCGUCGGUGACGCCUUCUCCAGAACAGAAAGCCGUGUGGGACUCUCUACUAAAUCGAGUUGGUAAGAUACGUUCUCUGUCGAAAAAAGAAAGAAAGUUUAGGAUUGUUAUCUUUGAUUUGUAGCGGACAGGAGAGGAUUAAGAAUUAUUUGUCGACACUUUAAGGCCGCUAUCGACGCCUCAUGUUCUUGACCGUGUACCCUGACCACUCUUGCUUGUUUUAAGGAAGGAAGACUCGACUUUUGUUUUUUUCAAUUUCUGCUCCCUCCAGGGAAAGAGUCAUCGAUAUACUUGACGGGUGUGGAUAUGGUUACAGGUUCUUUGCUUCCCAGCCAUUCUGAUGUUCAAUUGUCUUGCCUCACAGGAGAGCGAAUCAAGGUAUAAAUAAUUAGACAUACCAGUAGUUACUUCCGUUGAAUCUGGUGCUCGCAUAUACUGAGUGUAAUAAAACUUGACGAGAGAUCAAAAAACUUGUUGAGGGUGUUGUUGCACAAUCUCUUGCGUCCAGGGCUCUUGUUAAAGGCCGUCGAGUAAAUAAUACAAAAACAAGAAAGACUGAGAAAAAUAAAGACUGUUUUUACUUUGUCAUUUAUAUGUUUCUUCCUUUUUCAGGGCCAGGCGUUUUUCUUGAAUGACGGACGCUCUGUAAUGUCAUUAAACAAUGCACUGAUGUGGGCCAAGGUAAACGCCUUUUCACUAGUAGGUGCUGGAGUGCGCCUGGAGCCCUUCUGAAGAAUGAACUGUGACGGCAGUAUCGUGACAGAUGUCAUGAAGGACGUCACGGCUUCUGUCACGAUAGUGUCGCGAAACUACUGCGAUAAGUCAAUAGACGAAUCCUCUCAUUGCUAUUGUCUCGAGGGAUGUAAUGACUGCUGCAACAAAACGUGGCUGGGAUGUAGUUGUUACUCCGAUCUCAGAAGAACUACCACCUUAUCCCCAUGGCAGCGUUACGACAGCUGCAGAAGAUGGCUAGAGUAGACUAGAUAAGACAUAAGACAUACUAGAAAUACGUUGAUCGCAAAACCUCGUUAAAGAAGGCGUGGCUCUAAUGAUGGAACCUCGGCUUCCUGCCCCCUCCCGUCUUUUGCCAGAUAUCUGAUCCACUAGAUAUACGAGGGCUGAAGAUCAGAUCUUACCUUGGGACAAGACUUAGGCUUUUUGUUGAAUAUUUAAGUAAACUUCCCUCUGAGUAUAUCAGGAGGAAUGUUGUGAUCCAAAGGUAAUUUCUCCUGUGGAGAAUUAAGAAAUUCGUGCCGGUCUGAAGCAAGAAGAAUUUAAAGCUGGCCUUUAAAUUAACACUAUCCAGUAGAUGAUAGGAUUUCAAAUACUGUAAAGUUGGUUUGUACUAGGCGUUCUAUAACCAGCCCGAUGCCUGUUUUGACUUUUGUUUUGUUCUUGCGUAAUUGUGCCAUUCUUACAAGUUCAUCCAUGUGUUGAAAAAAUUCAGUCACUUUCCCCGAUACGGACUUGACAUUAUCACCAACGAUGUAUCAUUUUUGAGUAGUUGUUUAAAGGAAAGCUAAAAUCAGUCUGGGUGAUUGCAGUAGAUACAAAUAGUUCAGUGAGCCAAUCAGAUUUUAAAUGCAAUACAUGUAACCGGUCCAAGGCGCGGGAAAGACCGAGCUUUCGUUUUGCCUCUGAUUGGUUGAUAAACUGGCACGUGAUUUUCUCUUAAUGCAAUCACCUAGCAGUACUAAAACAAGUGCAAUUUUGAAACUACUUACGACACUCAAGAAAAAAAAAAACGCUCUGAUGUCUCGGCUUAUUAGAAAGAUUUACUCAAACUACCUUUUUUUUAUAGAAUAUCUGUGAUUAAAACACCAAACGUGGACCACAGAUGUCUGCCUUAGCAGUAUACUUUACUUACUGAUUUUCUGGUGAUAUAAGUUGGCGCGUCUGAUUUUCUCCAAAAUAUUGUUUUUACAUUAUAUAAACAACUUUGGGAUAUUAUUAGGUAGGCUUAUUUAUUGUUCUGCUAAGAAUGGAGUAGUUGUUAUCGACAUUUUCUUAGCUUGAGAUAUAUUUAAUGGACAUAGUUUGCUUUUUCGGCAAAGCUAUUUUUAUUGAGUGAAAGUGUGUACAAGUCACGGAUUGUAAAUCUUCUGAUUAGUUUACAAAGUGGCGCUCUAAAAAUAACUUCGUAUUGUCGGUAAACAAUAGAAAAUACGAAUGACUCUAGAAAGUCAAUUGAAUACCACUCUACAAUUAUUUUUUUGGUAUGCAGAUUCCUGUUAAUAGAACUGAUAGGUCACUAGGUUAUUAAUAGUAUUCGCGCAUUAGAAUUCAAUAUCUUUUUAAAUUGUUUCUUUAGUUACGUUUUUACACAAUGUUACAUCUAGAUAGCAGAGAUCAGAAAGUACCCUGAACAUGAAGCUUUCUCAGUCGGUUUGGUCUCGGAUGAAAACCUUUUUAGAUCUUUGUAUGUGUAAAGUGUUUGAGAAAAUUAAAU